UCUAUAAUCCAUAAUCUAUAGUAAACCUUGACAGUGCCCCUAUAGGGGAGCUUAUCGUCCUUGAGCAAACAACCGCGCUUUCUAUCCGCAUGCAAAAUUCAUAAAACAUCGUCGCUCUUUCAGGCAAUGAGAUUUUAAGCAUACAUUAGCACUGCUGCCUCGAUUAUAUUACGUUAUUCGAGAAAACAAACACUGCCAGAUAAUACGUCAGGGUUGUUUGUUUUUAUACUGUCAGUUGUACCAAAGGGAUUACGUUCAGUUAAAAUGUUAUAAACUUUCAGGCUGCAUUUGUUACUGUUUGCAGUGUAUCGAGUACAGCAGCAAAGUACUGGGUGACAGUGGUGAACUAGUGAUGCAAGCUGGUAGUGAACUUUCAGUUGAUGAGGCUCUGGAUUUGGAGGCUGAGAUUGCAGCGGAAUCUAACAGUGAGCAGUAUGAACAAAUUGAGCUUACAGAUGCACAGAAAAGUACUAUUGAGAGAAAUCGACAAAAAGCCCUUUUGCUGAAAAAGGCGAGGGCAUCAGCUCAUCCUUACAGCAAAAAUGAAAAGGGAUCACCAGAAAAGAAUACCAUCAAGGUCCAAGGAACCAGAUACAUAGACACUGGUGGUGGCUUCCUUUUGGAGGAAAAAGCUGCUGAAGAAAAUGCAAAACCAGUGGAACUGAAGGAAAAUGUUGGACCUGUCCAAAUUCCAUAUCGGCCAACAUGUGAGGAAUGUUCAAAUAUUUUUGAUGAUUCUUUUCUUUACCAGUCAUUUGAGUAUCCUGUCUGUGAUGGAUGCAGGGACAGAGAUGACAAGCAUUCUCUCAUUACUCGGACAGAUGCAAAAAAUGAAUACCUGCUGAAGGAUUGUGAUCUGGAUAUGAGAGAGCCCCCUCUGAAAUUCAUCAUGCGCAAGAAUCCUCAUAAUAUGCGAUGGGGUACAAUGAAGCUUUAUCUUCGACUUCAGAUUGAAAAAAGAGCCUUGGAGGUAUGGGGCUCUGAGGAGAAACUCGAGGAAGAAUUAGAAAAAAGGGAUGAGAAAAGAAGCAAAGCAAAGAUUAAAAAGUACAAUAAACAAGUCAAAGCCCUGCGCAUGGCUGUCCGCAGUAGCCUGUAUGAUCGGACUAAGUCAGCUACUCAUACCCAUGAGUUUGGUCCUGAAAAACCACUUCCUGAUCAGGGAGAAGACACAUACACUCGGAAAUGUACUACUUGUGGUUAUGAGGAAAUAUUUGAGAAAAUGUGAUCUUAAUUCUGUCUGCUUACAGAUGGGUGCACAAAGAGAUUUUAAAAUAUGUUUUACCUGCACCAAAUAUAGGAGUAUGCAGAUAUUUCAUAAUGAAAUUUGUAUUCUAUGAAAGCCAUUUAUGAUAUAUUGUCGAAAAUACUGUGUAUUAGAAAGAGGUGUCAUCUGUCAUUUUACAUCAUAGUAAGUAUCAUUCGAUGAAUUUGUACCAAUCAAUAAGUAACAACAAUCCGUGUGUGUGUGUGUGUGUGUGUGUGAGAGAGAGAGAGAGAGAGAGAGAGAGAGAGAGAGAGAGAGAGAGAGAGAGAGAGAGAGAUGGGGGGCGAGGGGGGGGGGGGCAGGCGGCAAUCUGAUUUCUGCAUUUCCUUUUGUACCUGGGGCACAGUAUUUUUAGAAAUAAAUUGUAGUUGUAAAUAUAGGCGUAUGAAAUAAGCAGCUAUGCUGGAUUGAAAUCCACCUUCUCGCAUAUAUCAACAUAAAAGAAAACUUUGUGUUGUUGAUACGAUAAAAUAUUUAUGUGUUAUGAAAGUCAUUGUAUAUCAAUUUUUUAUAUCUGAUACAAGAAUACUUGAAAUCAAGUUUUACAAUGUGUUUUAAAGAACUCCCAGGAAAUAUAGUAUCUGUAUUUUUACUUGCAAAUAUAAAUGUUUGUUUAAAAAAUGA
Messenger RNA from Schistocerca piceifrons (Central American locust), 1891 nucleotides. RefSeq names its product DNA repair protein complementing XP-A cells (gene Xpac). The coding region runs from base 353 to 1228 and encodes 291 amino acids. Gene Ontology annotation, cellular component: nucleotide-excision repair factor 1 complex. Gene Ontology annotation, molecular function: damaged DNA binding. Gene Ontology annotation, biological process: base-excision repair; nucleotide-excision repair involved in interstrand cross-link repair; UV-damage excision repair. The transcript has 6 exons. The record is from RefSeq and is a predicted model, not a curated record. NCBI's taxonomy places the organism in Eukaryota, Metazoa, Arthropoda, Insecta, Orthoptera, Acrididae.